AACGUUUACCAAAGGGGUUUAGUAGCGAAAAAUGUGAAAGCGUCAGACAUUUUGAAAGAUCAUAGUUCAUACUGCGAUGUCGAGAAGGAAGUGAAAAAGUUUGACGGCAUCACAUUGGCCUAUGUAACUCCGUGGAAUAACCAUGGGUAUGACAUAGCAAAGAUAUUUUCACACAAGUUCACCUAUGUGUCACCAGUUUGGCUGCAGAUAGUUAGGAAAACUACCAACAACUACGAAAUUAAGGGCAAACAUGAUAUUAAUUCUGUCUGGGCUGCUGAAGUUGCAAGAUCAGGGAGCGUUGCUAUUGUACCCCGGAUAAUAUUUGAUGGAUGGACUAGCGCCGACAUGCAGACGUUUUUCUCCACUGAAAGUGAAAUGGGCGCCUGCAUUGAGUCAAUCAUUGAUAUUACUGUUAGGAAGAAUUUCGAUGGGGUAGUAAUUGAACUAUGGUCACAAAAUAUGGGAAGAUAUAAGGAUGAGACCAUCCAUUUCAUGGGCCACUUGCACCAGGCUAUGAGGGAACUCAAUAAGAAGAUAAUUCUGGUACUACCACCGCCAAUAACCAGGGGAAACAUAAAAAGUGGCGUUCUGACCCAGUUAGAUUUCAGUAGGUUGAUAAAAUUUGUAGACGCCAUAAGCCUUAUGACGUACGACUAUUCUGAGCCGUCGAGACCAGGUCCGAACAGUCCAAUAAACUGGGUAGAAGCGUGUGUGGACUUCCUCGAACCGAACAUUUCUUCUCCUAUUAGGAAGAAGAUCCUAAUCGGUCUGAAUUUCUACGGCUACCAGUUCUCGAACCACGCCACGUUUCACGCCGUCAUGGGAAAGCAAUACUUAGAGAUACUAUCCGCCCACAAGCCCAAGAUACAUUGGGAGAAUUCCACGGCGGAGCAUUAUAUUAAAUACAGGGCGAAAUCGAAUGACUACCUGCUUUACUACCCCACACUGCUCUCCAUCGACAUGCGCAUACGAUUGGCCAAAAAAUUAGGGGUAGGGAUAUCCAUAUGGGAAAUAGGUCAGGGCCUGGACUACUUCUAUGACCUACUUUGA
Helobdella robusta is the source of this 1050-nucleotide messenger RNA. RefSeq lists its product as hypothetical. NCBI's taxonomy places the organism in Eukaryota, Metazoa, Annelida, Clitellata, Rhynchobdellida, Glossiphoniidae. Gene Ontology annotation, biological process: carbohydrate metabolic process. The transcript has 10 exons. The record is from RefSeq and is a predicted model, not a curated record. The annotation marks the transcript as partial. Gene Ontology annotation, cellular component: extracellular region. Gene Ontology annotation, molecular function: oligosaccharide binding; chitin binding.